AUGGAUGCACCUGUAAUGCAAAAUCAAACCUCCAAUUCCAGAGUAGAGCUGACAUGCCAACGAGAAUAUUCUCCGGAGGAACAUUACUCAACAAAUAUUGGAGGCAAACAUCAUUGUCUCUGUUCAUCAUCCGAUAGAUCUUCCUCUUUUCUACAUAUGACUGGUUCGUCGUCGUCGUCAUCAACAUCAUCAUCAUCAUCUAGCUGCUCUUCGUUAUCAUCAAUUGUACAAUCGUCACAAUUGAUGGUCAUCGAAGACGACAUAGAGGCUGUUCACCAAGAAAUCGAAGACUUCAAUCAAAUCAAUUUAAAUACCAUAAAUUCGAAUAUAGCAACAAAAAUCUCGAAUUACUGUUCAAUAAUGAAAACCGCAACUAGCAACAGUCAUACACAUCUCAAUACCUCCAACACACCCCUGUCCAUAGCCAUGGAUGCGUUAGAAUAUUCCAUGGCUCAAUCUCCACUUAAUCGUAGACGUCACACCGCCCUGCCUCAAGCUUUAAUAAUGAAUCAACAGCAUUUAUCACUACUCGAAAAUAAGACCCAUAAGAUGGACUAUACCAUGGAUGAUUUGGAUGAAUACAAACCGAUAUUGCGCAAAGCCCUUUCAACACCCGCCUGUAAUAUUAUGGACAUACAGAAUCCCUUAAAAAGUGAUGUUACAAUCAUAACUAAUCAUAACACACCUGCACAACAACAACAAAUCACAAAUGUCCAACAUCAACAGUCUAAUCCAAUAAUAUCGGUGAAUAAUGCGAAUCUAUCGGAAAGCAGAUCAACGGUAACAGAAGUCAACGUAACGUCACCUUCACCGCCAUCUACAACAGUAAACUCAUCGUCAUCAUCACCUUCUUUACCAACACAACGUUCGGGCUGUGCCCAUUAUAAACGUUCAUGCAUGUUUGUGACUCCAUGCUGCAACAAAUUCUACAAAUGUCGAUUUUGUCACGAUGAAAAUGAAUCUCACCAUUUCGACAGAAAAACUCUUACAGAACUGAUAUGCACUGAGUGCAAUACACGACAAAAGGUUCAAGAUCGAUGUCAAAGUUGUGGAAUACGUUUUGGAAAGUACACCUGUCUGAUUUGCAAUUUAUUUGAUGAUUCCGAUAAACAACAAUACCAUUGUAGGCGGUGCGGCAUUUGUCGCAUUGGUGGCAGAGAUAAUUUCUUUCAUUGUGAAGUCUGCGAUAUGUGUUUACCAAUACAAUUGAAAAUUGCAGGUCAUAGGUGUGUGGAAAACAUAUCGCGAUCCCAUUGUCCUGUCUGUCUGGGAGACAUUCAUACCUCACGUAUUCCAUGUCAUAUUCCCGAUUGUGGCCAUUUAUUGCAUAAAUUAUGUUUUGACCAAUUACUGGCUUCGGGUCAUUAUACAUGCCCCACGUGUCAGACAUCGCUAAUUGAUAUGACAGCAUUGUGGGAAUAUUUAGAUGCUCAGGCUGAAUUGAUGCCGAUACCAAAAAAAUAUGAAAAUCAAAAAAUUCAUAUAUUUUGCAAUGAUUGCCAUAAGACUUCGAAGACAAAAUUUCAUUACAUUGGCUUAAAAUGUGUACAUUGUGGAGCCUAUAAUACCACACAGAAUGUCAAGAGACGUAUGUCUUUGGUAACAGAUGAGCCCACAUCAGCAUGACAUCUGAUAAA
Molecule: messenger RNA, 1637 nt
Organism: Musca vetustissima
Lineage: Eukaryota; Metazoa; Arthropoda; Insecta; Diptera; Muscidae
Exons: 6
Coding region: 1-1626 (541 amino acids)
Biological process (GO): protein ubiquitination; ubiquitin-dependent protein catabolic process
Cellular component (GO): nucleus
Molecular function (GO): ubiquitin protein ligase activity; zinc ion binding
Source: RefSeq, a predicted model, not a curated record